AUGGAGUGGGAAAAAUUAAAGAAACCGGAAUUGUUCCAGCUUUCAGAGGAAUUGGGACUUCAAGUAGCAAAAACUACCAAAAAGCAGCAGCUCAUUGAUAAGAUUCGUGCAUUAGGUUUUGAAAAUGAGGAGAUCUUGGAGAGCUGGGAAGAGGUCGAGAAAAGAGAAAUCAAUCGACAACGGGAGCUCGAUUUUCAACAGCAGCAACUCGAUUUCAAUAAGCGGGAACAGGACUUGAAAGAAAAGGAGAUCGAGAUUGAGCGUCAAAAACUUGAGGUGGAGCAAAAGAAACUCGACAGCGGGCAGGCUAGCUCAGAGCGCUCAAUUCAAGGGAAAGUCGAGGGUUUCAAAAUGUCGAAGCUUAUGCAGCCUUUUAAAGUAGAAGAGGACAUUGGUCUCUUUCUGGUGAACUUUGAGCGUACCUGCGAGAAAAUGGGUUUCGGGCGAGAAACUUGGCCGCAAAGACUGCUGACGCUCCUCCCGUGUGAGGCCGCGGACGUGGUCGCGCGAUUGAGCAGGGAGGACGCCGAAGAGUACGCAAAGGUAAAGGCGAGCCUGCUCCGCAAGUAUCGCCUCACAACAGAGGCCUUUCGCCAGCGAUUCCGUACCAUGCGAAAGAAACCAGAGCAGGGAUAUCCGGAUCUCGCAUACGACCUGCGUGCAAAUUUGAUUGAGUGGCUAAAAAGCGCGGACGUCUACGGGCAGCACGAUAAGGUUGUAGAAUGCGUGGCCCUCGAGCAGUUCUACCGUUGCCUCCCAGACGCUGUGAGGUUCUGGCUGCAGGACAAGCCUGACGUGAACACCGUCGAGAGGGCGGGGGAGCUGGCCGAGGAGUACGCUUCACGCAGAAAAGCGGGAGAGGAGCGCCCGCUCAAGAGGGAAGCUAGAGGAGAGCCUAAUAAGCCCUAUGGAACCGGCAAAUGGCAUGCGGCAAAGGCCGGCAAAGACAGCUAUGGGGAAAGUAGGCGACACGGAGGAAAGUCUCCAAACGAGGACGGCUCUAAAGAGCCCAGGUUCAAUGAGAAGGGAAAGCCCGAGGAAAAAAAAGGCGUUUGA
Molecule: messenger RNA, 1056 nt
Organism: Ixodes scapularis (black-legged tick)
Lineage: Eukaryota; Metazoa; Arthropoda; Arachnida; Ixodida; Ixodidae
Exons: 1
Coding region: 1-1056 (351 amino acids)
Source: RefSeq, a predicted model, not a curated record